Harpia harpyja (harpy eagle) is the source of this 4181-nucleotide messenger RNA. Its product is annotated as eosinophil peroxidase-like. Lineage: Eukaryota; Metazoa; Chordata; Aves; Accipitriformes; Accipitridae. Gene Ontology annotation, biological process: response to oxidative stress. The coding region runs from base 994 to 3276 and encodes 760 amino acids. The record is from RefSeq and is a predicted model, not a curated record. Gene Ontology annotation, molecular function: heme binding; peroxidase activity. The transcript has 12 exons.
GUUCUCAAAGUGAGGAAUGAAUUAUUGUCUCUUUCUGAAGUGAACUCGCUUUGGCUGCUGCAGCAUUUGGUGAAUUGGAGCUACCAGGGGCUGUGGAGUUUGGGGAUGGGGCAGUCACUUGGUGCUCUUCCAGCCCGGAAUCACUGCUCCAAAACAUAUAGAGACCUCUGCCUGUUAAUUUGCAAUGUAAAAUCCUUCUGGAAAGCACAUGCCUGACCUUUCAUUUGUCUCAAAUGGUGGUCCUGGCAAUAAUUUUUCUCACCAAUAUUGUUGAAGAGGUGAACUCUGGGUUGAUCAGGGAAGAUAUUUUAAAGAAUCUGGGGAGAAUUAGGAGAUAUUUAUCUCCUUUGUGCUGAUUUCUGAAGUUUUCUUCUUCCCUAGAAGCUGUAGAAAAUGCUGUCACUCAGAGAAGCCCACCAGGGGCUGUCCCCUCCUGUUCUGUGACCCGCAGCCAGCAGAUGAUGGGGACACGAUUCACUUUUCGGAGCUCCCCCGAGCAGGAGGGGGAGCAGUGAGGGUGGCAGGAGGUUGCAGGAUGGACUGGGGAAAGCAGUGAGAAAAUCAGGCUGCGUACCCUUCUGCCUUGAUGUAUAGGGGGAUAUAUAUGAGCUUUGGCCAAUUGGUGCCGGGGGAAGGACCCAAACUCACCAUAGGUGUAUUGGCAACGUGGCUAUAACCAACCUAGGAUCAAAAGUGGGGGGGUAAAGACAGUGAUGAGAAAAAAAUGCAGACUAGAGCUCUUAAUGCUUGUCAUGGCAGCCAGAGGUAUCUGUGCAGGCUCUCUGAAGGCAACUAUGGCUGGAGGUGUAGAAGUAAGAUGAAUCACAUUAAUUGGGGUUGCAAAAUACCUUGAAGAAAUAGCAACUGCUGUCCUGUGAAACAGCAAGGAGGGAUGAUGCCUACAUCUCUCAUGGUGGCUAUUUGAAGCCUUCACUGAUGGAGAUACCCUUUUCAUGCCCGGGAUUGACUCUCUGAGACUCCCCUGAGGAAUAUAUGUAUAUACAGAUAUCUCUCUCUAGAGAGCGAGCAGCAGCAAUUACUUCCAGCACUGCUGUGCCGAUAUCCCUGGGUGCUGGAGGCAUGAAGAGAACCCCCAUGCAGCACAGGGAUGGUUCCAGGUGGGAGUCAGAGCUCUCACCUCUGCUCUUUCCUUUCCCUUACCGAGAUCUGCCAGAGGAGCUGUCAGACGCAUCCCUCCUGAGCAGCGUGGAUGAAGCCAAGCAGCUGGUGGAUGCAGCCUACAAGCACACGCGCGACCGCAUAAAGGAGCACCUGCAGAACGAUGCAUUGGCCCCAGUAAAGCUUCUGGGAUAUUUCAAACAGCCAGUGGCAGGGACUCGGGCUGCUGUUCGGGCUGCAGAUUACAUGGAAACCACACUGACCCUCCUCAAAGAGAAGCUGCAAUGGGCUGUGAUGGGGGACUUCAAUGUCACAGACUUGCUGACGCCGGCUCAGCUGGAGAUGAUUUUCAAGGCAAGUGGUUGUGACCAGCAGGAUAAGAAAAUAAAUUGUGGCGCUUCUUGCCGCUACCGAACGAUCACUGGCGAGUGCAACAACAGGAGAAACCCAUCACUAGGAGCUUCAAACAGAGCCCUGGUCAGAUGGUUGCCAGCAGAAUAUGAGGAUGGCGUGUCAGUCCCCCACGGGUGGACAGAAGGAAAGCGUUUCUCUGGAUUCCCCUUUCCACUGGUUCGAAAAGUGUCAAACGAGAUUGUCCGCUUCCCCCCCGAGCAGCUCAGGAUGGACCAGCAGAGAUCACUCAUGUUCAUGCAGUGGGGCCAGUUUAUUGACCAUGACCUGGAUUUCAGUCCAGACACCCCAGCCAGAGUCACCUUCAGUGGCAAGGUGGACUGUGACACCAGCUGUGCCAAGCAGCCCCCUUGCUUUCCCAUCAAGAUCCCACCCAAUGACCCACGAAUUAAAAACACGAGAGAUUGCCUUCCUUUCUUCCGCUCAGCUCCUGCUUGUACCAGCGGCAGAGCAAUUCGAGAUCAGAUCAACGCGCUCACCUCCUUUCUUGAUGGCAGCAUGGUGUACGGCAGUGAAGUGCCUUUGGCCAACAAACUGAGGGAUCAAACCAACCAGCUGGGCUUGCUGGCUGUUAACCAGAAUUUCACUGAUAAGGGGAAGGCAUAUAUGCCCUUUAACAACAUGCAGAAGAGCCCCUGUCUUACAGUCAGCAGGGAAGCUAAAAUCCCUUGCUUUCUUGCAGGUGAUUCUCGAGCAAACGAGAUGCUGGAGCUGGCAUGCAUGCACACACUCUUUUUGCGGGAGCACAACCGCCUGGCUAGAGGGCUGAAGAGACUAAAUCCCCACUGGAAUGGAGAAAAGCUCUACCAGGAGGCACGAAAGAUCCUGGGUGCCAUGAUCCAGAUUAUAACCUACAGGGACUACCUGCCUCUUCUGUUGGGAACCAGUUUCCGGAGAUUGAUUCCUCGCUACCGGGGCUACAAUGAGUCUGUGGAUCCUCGAAUAUCCAAUGUCUUCACCCUGGCUUUUCGUUUUGCUCAUGCUUCAGUUCCCCCAACUGUUGACCGCUUAAAUCAAAAUUACAAGUCCAUAGGUCCCAAAAUUCAACUCAGAAAUGCCUUCUUUGCUGUCUGGAGGAUUGUUAAAGAAGGUGGUAUUGACCCCUUUCUCCGGAGCCUGAUGGCUAAUCAGGCCAAGCUGAUGACACAGCAGCAAAUGGUUGUGGAUGAGCUCCGGGAUCGGAUGUUUGAGCAGAUCGAAAGGAUUGGGUUUGAUUUACCUGCGCUCAACAUGCAACGUAGCAGAGAUCAUGGCCUCCCGGGUUAUAACUCCUGGAGACAAUUCUGUGGGCUCUCACAACCUUCCGGAUUGAAGACACUUGCUCGAGUGUUGAGGAAUCAUGGUUUGGCAAAGAAGUUCAUACAGCUGUAUGGGACACCAAAGAAUAUUGACAUUUGGAUUGGGGCCCUUGCAGAGCCCUUUGUGAAUGGAGGCAGAGUUGGGCCUCUCAUGGCUUGCCUUAUUGGCACCCAGUUCAGGAACAUUCGUGAUGGGGACAGGUUUUGGUGGGAGAGCGGAGGGGUUUUCACUCCUUGGCAGCGCUCUUCACUGGCCAAAAUCUCCUUGUCACGAAUAAUAUGUGACAACACCCACAUCUCUAAAGUACCAAGACAUAUCUUCCAGGUUAACAGAUACCCUUGUGGCUUUGUGAGCUGCAGCCAGAUCCCAAAGCUGGACCUCAGAGCCUGGAAGUCGAAGAGGACUGAGGAAGUUACAGAGCAAGAAGAAGCAUCUGGUGACUUUUAAUGCUGAACAUUGAGGAUUCCCCAGAAGUCCAGAUUUGGGAAGCUGCUGAGGUGGAUUAUUAUUUUUUACUGUGUUUAUGCUUUUACUGCCUGAAAUGUUUGGACAUGGUUGCUGUCAUUUGCUCAAUUUAGUUUGCAUGAAGCGUUUUCCGUGAGAUGGAGUCCAGCAAUAAAAGAACUUCAUGAAAAGAGGUCCCAGAUCUGUGCAAAUCACUCAAUAUCACAAAGCAAAGCAAAAUGAGUUAUCCAGACGCUGACUCCCAAUCAAACCAGCUGCUGGCUUUGGCAUUUUCACGUACUCUGUGUUUCAGUAAGCUUUACUGUCAAAAACAUGUUUUGGACCCUCCUUUCAAAGUUUCCAACUUACAUAGAAAGAGAUUGGGGCACUGGAAUGACUGCUUAUUCUUGCUUUCCAUUUUUUUUGUUGUUUAAAAAAAGCACAUCCUUCAGUUUCCAGAGAAAAUCUACUGAUUUCACGGUGCCUUUGAGUGAAGCAGAAAUACCUGUCAUGCACCCCAAAUAGACUUGUUUAAAAUGCCCUGUUUCAGGUUUUGCUUGAAUAUGGAAUGAAGAAAUUGUCCACAUGGAAGAAAGCUGUUUUCUCAUUGUUUUUUGCCCUUAGUCCAGAAUGCCUAAGGUGUCAUCUAGUGUGACAGAAAUCUGUGACAAGUUAUUCCUGCAGCCUGGUGUGAGCCAGAGUGACUUACCCCUGGGCCGUGGAGCUGAUGGGAUGUGUCCUGGCAAAGAUAAGAACAGUCUUAAUGUACAAGAAAGUAAAAGCUAAACUAGUUUUACUCCAAUGUUGUCCCCUCAAUAUCUUUUCUUGAAAGGGAUCAAAACCGCUUUCUCCUUCCUCUGUAGUCUGCUAUGUUACUGUUAUCGAUCAAUAAAUUGCAAUUUUGAGGU